AUGCCUCAUGUCGCCCCUGUCAUGCCUCUUGUCGCCCCUGUCACGUCUUCUCUCGCCCCUGCCAUGUCUUCUGUUGUCCCUGCCACGCCUCAUGUCGCCCCUGUGACGCAUUCUGUUGCCCCUGUCACGCCUUCUGUCUCCCCCGCCAUGCCUCAUGUUGCCCCUGUCAUGCCUCUUGUCGCCCCUGUCAUGCCUCUUGUCACCCCUGUCAUGCCUCAUGUCGCCCCUGCCACGUCUUCUGUCGCCCUUGCCAUGCCUCAUGUCGUCUCUGCCAUGCCUCAUGUCGCCCCAGCCACGUAUUCUGUCGCCCCUGCCACGUCUUCUGUCGCCCCUGCCAUGCCUCAUGUCGCCCCUGCGUUCCUCAUCGCCGCCCCACCUGUAGCCACUAACACGCCCACUACGCCACCUGUAGGCACUAACACGCCCACCACGCCACAUGUAGCCACUAACACGCCCACCACGCCACCUGUAGCCACUAACACGCCCACCACGCCACCUGUAGCCACUAACACGCCCACCACGCCACCUGUAGCCACUAACACGCCCACCACGCCACCUGUAGCCACUAACACGCCCCACCACGCCACCUUUGUGGUCAUGGAGGCAUUGUCGAAUGGGGGGGUGCUGGAGGGGGAAUCACAGAUCAUCGGCCUUAUCGGAAGUGAUGACCUCAGUAUGGUUGAAGCAUCAAUGCUACAGAGUGACCCCAGUGUAAACGUCAUGAUGGAGUUUGUUGGAGAGUCUGACGAAGCACUUUCGGAAGCCUUCUCCAAUGCAUUUACCAUCUCCUCCUCAACCACCACCACCCCUUCUUCAGCAAGGCUCUCUUCAUCCUCAUCUCCAUUCACUACGUCUUCCUACUCCACAUCAUCGUCCUUCGACACCACGUCCUCUUCCUGCUUCACGGCGCACGUAGCGACUCAGGUAGACCGAGAUGCUCACAUUGGGGAGCUGACGGGUCACCAAAAUGCCCAACCAUUAUUGUUAACAUCUCAGCUACAUCAUCAGCAUCAUCAUCAUCACCACCACCCUAGCCAGCCCCAUCACCCCCACGCAGCUCUGCAUCAUCACCACCACCAUCAGCAGCAGCAACGCCCCCAUCCACCACAGCCCAGCCAACAUUCCCACCUGCCACACAACUAUUAUCAUCAUGAACAAGUACCUGAAUCACCUGGACGAUCACAAGGAGGGUAUUCUACUGGAGGAGGAAGUUUUCCACCAUACAUCUCUCCGUCCACAAUGCAACCAUCUCACAACCUUCACGAGGCUCAUCAUCAGUUCCUUCCAGAGAUUAAGUCCGAGUCCUCCCCUGCUGAGUCCUAUAUUUCCAAUCUGAAAAGUGAACCUCAGGAUGAUUUCAUGGAUCCUCUGGAGACCCAUCUUGAUCGGGCCGGAACAUUAUCGCCUACCGUUCCCGUACCAUAUUCCCAACACCUACCAAAUAUCUCUGUUGGAAGGGGCAUUGGUGCCGUUCCCUAUGGGCAUCACGGACCCCCACCAACCCCGUCUCCUAGCGGCUUGUCAACGGUAGAAACAAAUGGAACGCCAUCUCCCGUUUCUCAGUACUUGUAUCCAACGCAGCCUCCUGUACCACCAUACCUCCUGGAACUAUCUCCAAUACACUCAAGACACCAACAUCCAGCAACUCAGCCUCAGGAACACCACCAUCAGGAUCAGCAGCAUAGCCAGUCUCAACAAAUGUCUCCACUGUCCCACAAUAAUGGACUAAAUAGUUACAUAAACAGCACUGUAGAAGAGUCUCACUCUGUUGGGCUGGGUUACUUUGAGUCAUCACAGUUACCUCAGGAAGACACCCGGCACACCACGACUCGUGCCUCGCACGUAGUGUACUUGCCUGAAAAUCAACAAGAGUUCAGAAAUAAAUAUAAGGUGAAUCGGAAGAAAUCCAGCCCAACGUCCUCGCUAAUAGAUCAAGACAGCUACGAAGAGAAACCAGUGGAUAGCAUCAGUAACGACUCGGACGAAGAAACGCUCAUUAUCGACACAGAUCCGAGCAUUAUCCCCGGCGAAGGCUUUGAAGGCUAUGAAUGUGGAGAGUGUGGCUUGGUGUGCCGCACGAGAGGGGGCCUUCGCAAGCAUCUUACCACCGAACACCUACCCGAUGAACCCGAGCCAGCCGAGACCAUCCACAAGCAAUACGUAUGCACUACGCCGCUUUGUAGUUUUUCUACUAUGAAGCGGGAUGCAUACGAUCUACAUAUUGCUAACCACAUUGCAGAGGGCUGGACGCCAACGGGAAAGAAACGUCAAAAUAAAAAUCCUCUUCAACGCCACAGGUACAAUAAAGAAGAGUUGACCUGUCCUUUGUGUGACUAUUCCUGUACCGUGGAGAAGGCCUUCAGACGCCACCUGAAGACGCACGAGGCAGGCCACCGUGGACCAGUAUCAAUAGUGUCGUGUUGUAUCUGCGGCAAAGACAGACCUAACGAAGGUGAGAUGAAAGCACAUAUGAAGAAGCAUCGUAUAGGAAAAUACUAUCGUUGCGAUAUAUGCAAAUUCCAAACUGUGCAACUCAAAAAGUUGAUACAACAUCGGAGAAUGCACACUGGCGAGAAACCUCAUUUGUGCCCGUUUUGCCCUUAUCGUGCUGCUCGCCGCGACAACCUUCGGUCCCACGUGAGGCGCAUGCACAAAAGAGAAAACAUGUACGGAGAUACUUUCACCCCUCGUUCUGUGCUGUUGGCUGAAGCAGAUUGUCAAGAUAAUCUGCACCAUAUUGCUGAUCACGAAGACCAUCAACAAGUCCCAGCCACACUCAUCACUGGACCUGCAGUUCCAGGCACAGCCAUCACCGGACCCCCACAACACCCUCAUCCUCCAUCCCAAUCAUCAUCAUUAUAAUCUGUGUAGGGUUAGUGCUGUGCUAAUGGUGGCAUUAGUCUAUCGUCAGGGUUGGCUUGACUCUGUAUCCGGUGUCUUAUUCAUAGUCAUAACUUAAUGUUAAAUAUGGGAUGCAUUAGAAAUGUUGAUAAAGCAAAAUAAUGUUGGGCAUCGGAAAAAAACAGGCCCCUUGUUAGCCACGAGUUGAAAACUACUCUUUAUUAGUGCAAUUGAUAUACUUCAAUAGAGAUACAAGGUUGACUUUUACCAGCAACAGAUAAUGGAAUGGAAUGUGAUUUAUUUCGUGUGAUUUUUGGAGAUUGGCUUUACCGUGUGCUUAUGAAAGACUUGUUGUGUUCUUAAAGAAUUUCUGACUUUUAAUGUUGCUUUACUUUGAAAUUUUUAUUUCAUUUUUUAUUGGAAAAAUUCAGUAAGUCAAAAGAUAUUAUAAAAGAAUAUGAAAUUUAUGUUCAAAUUGUAUUGUUAUGUAAAAUCACUAUAGGAUAGGUCAAUUGACUCCAAGAGUCCGCACGUACCGGUGGUUAAUCAUUUGCUUCAUGCAGAAAAAUAAGAAACAACAAAUAUACAUUGACAGCAAGAUAGAGGAGGAUGGGAUGGUGCGGUGAUGGCUCACAGCGACGGUGAUGGCUCACAGCGACGGUGAUGGCUCACAGCGACGGUGAUGGCUCACAGCGACGGUGAUGGCUCACAGCGACGGUGAUGGCUCACAGCGACGGUGAUGGCUCACAGCGACGGUGAUGGCUCACAGCGACGGUGAUGGCUCACAGCGACGGUGAUGGCUCACAGCGACGGUGAUGGCUCACAGCGACGGUGUUGAACUCCAGAGCGGGAAUACGAGGCGGUGUUCUGUUAAGGUAACCAUCAAACACACACCACCGUUUCAUAGUAGUCAGGUCUUCACAUACUCCUUACAACUAUACUCAGUGGAAACCAUUUGUCUUCAUUCAGUUACUUGAGUAUUCCACUUACUUUAAUGUAGAACUAUGAUGCAUGUCUAAAAUCGAAUUAUGGAAAGCUAACAAUCAAGAACGGAAAGGUGGCUUAAAUUACAUUUGAAGUGUAUAUCCACCUUGUUUAUGAACUACAUAAACAAGGCAUUUCCGCUUAGACAUUUAUUUAGAACUGGAUAGUGAUGAUGAAUGUGUGUGGGGGGGAAGGGGGGGGGUUGCUGUAUUGGUAUGGUAUGAUACAUUGUUCUAGUUCCGAUUGUUUAGCGUGUACUGGAAGUAGGAACUCUGUAAUGAUGCAUUUGAGAUGACCCAGUACUGCAGUCUUAGGCAAGUAUUGACUGGUUUAAGACCAGCCAGUACUACAGUCUUAGGCAAGUGCUGACUGGUUUAAGACAAGCCAGUACUGCAGUCUUAGGCAAGUAUUGACUGGUUUAAGACCAGCCAGUACUACAGUCUUAGGCAAGUGCUGACUGGUUUAAGACAAGCCAGUACUACAGUCUUAGGCAAGUGCUGACUGGUUUAAGACAAGCCAGUACUGCUGUCUUAGGCAAGUGCUGAUUGGUUUAAGACCAGCCAGUACUACAGUCUUAGGCAAGUGCUGACUGGUUUAAGACAAGCCAGUACUACAGUCUUAGGCAAGUGCUGACUGGUUUAAGACAAGCCAGUACUACAGUCUUAGGCAAGUGCUGACUGGUUUAAGACAAGCCAGUACUGCUGUCUUAGGCAAGUGCUGAUUGGUUUAAGACAAGCCAGUACUGCUGUCUUAGGCAAGUGCUGAUUGGUUUAAGACCAGCCAGUACUACAGUCUUAGGCAAGUGCUGAUUGGUUUAAGACAAGCCAGUACUGCUGUCUUAGGCAAGUGCUGAUUGGUUUAAGACCAGCCAGUACUACAGUCUUAGGCAAGUGCUGACUGGUUUAAGACAAGCCAGUACUACAGUCUUAGGCAAGUGCUGACUGGUUUAAGACAAGCCAGUACUACAGUCUUAGGCAAGUGCUGAUUGGUUUAAGACAAGCCAGUACUGCAGUCUUAGGCAAGUGCUGAUUGGUUUAAGACAAGCCAGUACUGCAGUCUUAGGCAAGUGCUGAUUGGUUUAAGACAAGCCAGUACUACAGUCUUAGGCAAGUGCUGAUUGGUUUAAGACAAGCCAGUACUACAGUCUUAGGCAAGUGCUGAUUGGUUUAAGACAAGCCAGUACUGCAGUCUUAGGCAAGUACCCUCGCAUGAUUGUGUGUCAGUUGCAAGUCUUGGCUGAAUCUCGGUUGUAUUCUUGUAUUCAGAUGUUGCAGGUUUAUUAUGAUAGAGAUGGUUUAGGAAUUAUAUGUUAAUAGGCAACUUGCAUUAUAUAUUUGAAUACAAACUUUGAUUCUGAAGAUGAGAUUGAAUCAGUGAUGACUUCAGCUGGGUUUGAUGUAUAUCUCCAUAUAAAAUAUAUGAACAGUGUGGUAAAUGAGAUAGAUUAAUAAUAUUUUACUUGCAUUUAGCAUUAUUCUGAAAAUAGAGAUUGAUGGCUGUAUUGUUAUCCAAGUUGUUGACAGUUUGAUGCAAUGUAUGUGGCAAAAUGUCCCCCUAGAUGCAGUCCCAAUUGUCAGUCUCAUAUGCUCAAUAUACUUUUGCAUGACGUAAUAUCAUAUAGUUUUAAGUUGGGUACUUGGCCACAGCGUUAUCAUUGUUGUAGAGAGAUUGCGGUAGCCAGGCUGUGGUGCCCAGUUGCCGAGAAGUGCCCAACGAGUUGUUACCAGUAAUGUUGAGUGUUCGGUAGUUAUCACAUAGGACUUUUUCUUUUUUUGUAAUGCUUUGUAACCUUAAAUAGUGAUGUAACAAGGUCCCCAGUCAAAUGGGAGCCACAUGCAAUAGAGCAAACUUGGGCUAAUGAUAAUCUACCAUGAAUUGCUUAGGAUUAUUCAUGUCCUUAAUAGUACUCCACAAAUGAUGGGCAUAAUUAGUGCCAGAGUGAAAGUCGGGACAUGUUUAACAUUAGCCCAAGUUUGGUCGUCUCUUGACCUCAAUAUCUACCUCAGGAUAAUCAUUGUUUAACCCUUAAUAUUGUGUUACACUUGCUCAGGAUUGUAUUUCAACAUCUCAGGUAUGUCUUGUUCAUAAUGUUUACAAUAUUCCAAUGUAAUAUAGCUCAGGAUGUUAUCAGUUAAGUCAGAGUAUGUACAAAUUACAGCUUGCAAAUAUGGUUAUCACUUAAGUAUCUCAGGAAACAUUAGUAGUACAAUAUUUAAUAGCUAACAGAUUUAUGGCGAGUGAUAAAGUUAUUUAAUGAGUGCCCCGUAUGUCCGUGUCAAGGGAGGCUUAAGUUACGGGUUGGCAGUUGAUGCAGCCUUUAUGAGAGCGUGGGUAACUCCCUUCACCUAACAUAUUUCUUGGAGAGACUAACAUAUUGUGUAUAUAUAUAUAUAUAUAUA
Molecule: messenger RNA, 6224 nt
Organism: Procambarus clarkii (red swamp crayfish)
Lineage: Eukaryota; Metazoa; Arthropoda; Malacostraca; Decapoda; Cambaridae
Source: RefSeq, a predicted model, not a curated record